AAAAACACCCACUGAGUCCCACCAAGUGCAACACACUGUGCAAAAUUGCCUUCUGAGCACAGAAUAAACAUGAGAAGAACAAGAACAAGUGAAUAAGAAGCCCCCAACUGAAAUUCACAGAAUCAGUGUUUAUGUUGAAAAUAAAUACAGGUAUUGAAACCUUGGGACUGGCAACACAAAUAACAUCUUUCCAGUGACACUAAAUUCAGGGUGCACCAUCCUAACCUAACUGAUCCAAAAAGCCAUGCUCACCAGUCUAGUUCACAAACCCAGCUUGGCUGAUUAGAAAUUAAACCCUGUGCACUGACUGUCUUGAGGGAUCUGAAAAUAAAAGGUGCAUUAUGUCAUUGUACUUCCCAGUCCUAGCUUGGACUGGGACAUCACAAAGAGGUGGAGCUGAGGGACCAGCGCAAUGUGAUGUAAUCUAAUGGUUGGAGGAGAAGAGAAUGGACCGGUGGCUGUGCAAGGUCAGAAGGUUUGUUUAAAUGCAAUCUGAAAUGUUUUGACAUGUCUAUUUGCAAAAGCAACUUGAAAUAAGACAAGAUCAAUGACAUUAAACAUUUAUGAAUUGGUGGUAAAAUGUUCCUUACGCAUUGUAGGCGCGUUAUUUUAACUUCCAGGCAACAAAAUGUGACUGGUUUCAAAACACCUUCAAAAACAAUCAACUUUAGGCUUUUAACUGUGCAAGUCUUUGAUAAACUGCUCAUUGAGUGUCUCUGAGGAACAGUCUGUUUGUGUGCGCGCGCGCGUGUGCCCCGUGUUGUGUAUGCUGACGUCACUAUGGAACUGCCUUGUCACGCGGGGUUAGUAAAAGUUGGGAUAGGAACUCCGGAGAGAGAAACAGACCGGGGGAGAGACAGGGAGAAGGGACGAUUCGUCGGCGUUAUAACAAACAUUACACACCGUAUAAGAGAGGCACUUUUUUGUUGUUGAGUAGGUCGGGAGAUCGAAAAAAUUACCAAGAGAAGGAGAGGCAGGAACGGACGACUUUGCCUGAAGUUGAAGCCAGAAUUUGCUAGUUAACUACCGGAGGAAGCGGAGCCACCUACCCGUGUUUUGGCGAAUUUGUCAACCGACGGGGAAACACGGGUUCUCCUGAAGCAGUCCGGUCAGAUGAAAAGUUAAAGCUCGUCGUUGUGACAGUCGGUAAAUGUGACAUUCUGGGAGAGCAUACAUUGCUCCAGCGGUCGACAGUCGAGUGGCGGGGUAAAACCCGAGCUGUCAAACCCGAUGACUACUGCAAACUGCCCCGGGAAUGAGGAGCUGGACUUCAGACUGAUCUUCGGAGAGGAUGGGCAGCAGCAGCAGCCGUUAGGCCCCGCAGAUCUGGAGCCUGAUGACAACACAUCUUUCUACAUCCUAAAUGUGGGCCAGCCCCAGUCUAUGGUCAGUAACCACCAGUCUAUUGGCCUGUCUCGUCAUGGCAUGCACUCUCACUCCCAGGUCAUCAGCACAUCCCCUCGCCUUCAGUCACACAAACCAAACUACGAGGCACAAGACUCCAAGUAUGGUACUGCCCCCCUGCUGCCCUCUGUUCCUAUGGAGGCACCAAAGGCCUUUGAGUGUCCCAGUAUCCAGAUCACCUCUAUCUCCCCUAGCUGCCAGCAGGAGAUGGAUGCCAGUGAGGAGGAUCUGAGGGCCAAUGGUCCUGAUGGGGACUACCAUGGUGACAGGCCCCUGUCUAGAGACCACCUGUAUUUGCCACUGGACCACUCAUACCGGGACACAUCGCUCAGCCCUAGCCCAUGCAGCAGCAUCUCCUCUAGGAGCUGGUUCUCUGAUGCCUCCUCCUGUGAAUCAUUCUCACAUGUCUAUGACGAUGUUGACUCAGAGCUAAAUGAAGCAGCUGCCCGGUUUACCCUGGGCUCCCCGCUUACUUCCCCAAGCUGUGCCUCCCCUCAAACUGGUGGUGGAAUCCUGGAGGAGCAGCCCCAUUGGCAGCACCAGCACCCUGCCUUUGUGCACCACUCCCACUCCAUCAGCCUGUCACCCCGGCAGUCUCCCUGCCAUUCCCCACGCACCAGUGUCACUGAUGAAAAUUGGCUCAGCCCGCGGCCACCUUCCAGGCCUUCCUCACGUCCCACCUCACCCUGUGGAAAGAGGCGCCACUCUAGUGCCGACAUCUGCUACCCUGGCUCACUGUCUCCACAUCACUCACCUACAGCCACGCCGGGACCUUCGCCAAGGGGCAGCGUGACAGAGGACACCUGGGCUGGCAGUCCUUCAGUUGGCAUGUCACCUUUUCAGUGCUGUCCAUCUGAGGCAGACAUUCCUUCCAAGACAAGGAAGACCUCACAGGACAGAACAGCUAUGCAGACUGGGAAAGGGGAGCUGGGGCUAGAUGACCAAGGAAAUAUGUCUUCUAAUCUAGACUCUCCAUCAGAUGAGGCCCUGCAUAGCCUGAAGAAGGAUGGACCUGGGGAGCAGUUCCUCUCAGUGCCCUCUCACUUCUCAUGGAACAAACCCAAACCUGGUCAUACACCUAUAUUCAGGACUUCCUCGCUGCCUCCUCUAGACUGGCCCCUGCCAAGCCAGUUUGGCCAGUAUGAACUGAAGAUAGAGGUGCAACCCAAAGCCCACCACCGAGCGCACUAUGAGACUGAGGGCAGCCGAGGAGCUGUCAAAGCAGCGUCUGGUGGCCACCCCAUCGUAAAGCUCACUGGCUACAGUGAGAAGCCCGUCAACCUGCAGAUGUUCAUCGGAACAGCAGAUGACCGUUAUUUGAGGCCGCACGCUUUCUACCAGGUGCACCGGAUCACCGGGAAAACUGUAGCCACGGCCAGCCAAGAAAUUAUGGUCUCCAGCACCAAAGUUCUUGAAAUUCCUCUCCUGCCCGAAAACAACAUGUCAGCCAGUAUCGACUGUGCUGGCAUCCUUAAGCUGCGGAACUCGGAUAUUGAGCUGCGUAAGGGAGAGACAGAUAUAGGAAGAAAGAACACAAGGGUCCGUGUGGUGUUCAGAGUGCACAUCCCUCAGCCCAACGGGAAGGUGCUGUCGCUGCAGGCUGCCUCCAUUCCCGUGGAAUGCUCUCAGCGUUCAGCUCAAGAGCUGCCCCAGGUUGAGAAAUCCAGCCUGACCAGCUGUCUGGUCAGCGGGGGAGAAGAGAUGGCCAUCACGGGCUCCAACUUCUUCCCAGAGUCCAAGGUCAUCUUCCUGGAGAAAGGCCCUGAUGGACGACCUCAAUGGGAAGUAGAGGCAAAAAUACUCCGUGAGAAAACUCAAGGAUCUUGCAUUGUGGUGGAGGUUCCUCCCUACCACAGUAAGACCGUGGGCUCAGCUGUGCAGGUGCAGUUUUAUGUCUGCAAUGGCAAGCGAAAAAGGAGCCAAUCACAACGCUUCACUUAUCUUUCAGUCAUGGUGAAACAGGAGCACAGAGAUGAGCUGGACCUUCCUGCAGUACCCCCUAUGUCCAUGCCCCUGGCACAUGCUGCCAGUCUGGUGCGCACCCAGCUGCCUUCUCCUGAACAGGGCCACCCGUCGGACAACCUUCUGUCCAGCUCCCCUCACGGCCUGGCCGCAGGCUCCGGACCUGGCCUGUUACCCCUGCAGGGCCCCAGCCCCGCACUGGGCUCCCCUUCUUUCCAGCACCUGCCUCACCUCCAGGGUCACAGUUUGCACCACCCCCCUGCAGACUGCCACAUGACGUUCCGCCCGAGCUCUGUUCCUGCUCCUCCCCAGCCCCCCUACCAGCCUAUGCAGCGCAGCCACAAUCACAGUCAUAACCUGUCCUUCAAUGGCCAGACCAGCCUUCCCCCUCAAGGCUAUGAGACGAUGCCCUUUCAGCACAGUCCCACUGCAGCAUCACACCCGAUGGGCAUGGGGAUGGUGUACCCCUCCUCCCCUUGCUCCACGCCAUCAGCGCCCUCCUCUUCAAGCACCAAUCCCAUUGCUGGUUCUCCCCAGAGCCAACAACCCCUGCUCAAUCCCUCAUCCCCACACAUCCACACACUCGGAGGCUAUCACUGCUCCCCCAAUCCUCCCCAGGUUCCCUCUCCAUCUGGUCACCCCCUUGUAGGGCAGCAUUCCUCCCAGCUGCAGAGGGCCAUGGGCUACCACCCGGUAAGUCAGAGGUCCGCUUCCUGCCCCACACCGUCCAGCGCCCCUCCGCCACGGAUGAUCCCCUCUCCACACUCUGGGCCUUCCUCCCCUCAGCUCCAUUCGUUACCCUACCAGUCUCCCACCUCCUCCUCCUCCCCCACUUCAGGCAGCAGUCCUCUGGGGCCCCUGCAACAGCAGCCUUCCCCCCAGGCUACCAGCCCAGUAAUGGCCAGCCUGUCCCCAGCAGCAGCCGGCCCUCUGGUUCAUCCUCUAAGCCCUCAGGGGCCCUUCCCUUCGGAUGGGGAGAGCCUGAACAUCAAGCAGGAGCCGGAGGACAGGGAGCCCACCUUCCGCUCUAUUGGCCUACAGGACAUUACGCUCGACGAUGUGAAUGAAAUCAUUGGCAGAGACAUGUCCCAGUCCCCCAGCGCUCAUGGUCCUCCAUCAGCACACACCCAGUCAUAGCUCAGCCCUCACUCAGGCACUGACGUGGCCUGUUUUGGUUCCUAAACCAUCCCCUCCAGCUCGUGUCCUCGCAGUCUCACAGCUCCAACACGGAGCCUGGUUCUGGUCCUGUGUGCAAUGGAACCUGGGGAAACAAAGAGACAGGACUGUGAUCAAAGACAGAACAGGGAUGGAGAUUGGGUUGAAGCCUCGCGGGCCUGCUAGACCACCAGCCUCACAAGAAGACAUGCUCAUUUGUCUCAUCUGAUUUCAUAAACUAUUUUAUUUUGCUUUUUUUUUUAGAUACAAAGAACUCACAGCUUCACACAGGUCAAGCACAAAGGUAUAACAGUGUCGAGUUACACAGAGGGUCGAACAGUUGGAGAAUAAUGAGGAGCAAUGACAAAAUAACCCUCCACUGCUCACAGCUCUGUUAGUUCUCACGUUAGAUGUCGAGAUGUGAUCUCCCUCUGUUCGCUUGCUGUCUGACCCAUCAUCCUGACCAGUCAGCACUCAGUCUGAAUACACCCCCCAAAUCAGAAGGAGUUGGGACGGAGACAAUGCAUCAGUGAGCACUGUCAUCUCAGUCCCCCGGCAUCAUGAUUGAAGCUGUCUGGAGACACGUAAGAAUCAGUGAGACUCGGGGGUGCACGGCAUUGUCACAGGAAGCCAGCUCUGAAAUUCAACAGGCAGCAUCUUUAUAAACAUCAGGAUUCUGGGUUUACCUGAGUGAACGUCAGAGAAAGUGUGGCACGAUAUGAGAGGACGUGGCAGAACUGAUCACACUCACAAGUUGGCGAUCAUAGUGUGAUCUUAGUAAAGUCAGAUUGAACCAGCCUAAAUGGUCCGAAUUUCAAUUGUGAGUAAAAAUCUUUCAGAAAAUUUUCAAAUAUCAGACUGAGUUUCCCUGUAAGGGUCAAGUAAGUGCAGUCCUAUUGUUUCGCUAGUGGGUUAGCGAUGAUGACGUUUUAUUACUCCCUGCCCCGCAGGCAGGACGAGCUCCUCUGGCGCUGGUCUGGGAUCCUCAUCCUGCAACAUUCCGCAACUUUUAGCAACUUCGCCACCAUGUAGAUAUCUGUACAUGACCCCCCCCCCACAUCGUCCUUCCUCUGUGUUUAUCAUCUGCAAAUUGAACAAAUGCCUUAUUAAUAUUUAACAGCUUUGAAUAGUAGCAAAACCUUUUUUGUUUUGUGCUGUUGGCUUUGAGUUUGACUAUGACUUUGUUUUUGGACACAGACCUGAGUCAGGUGGAUUUGAGUUAAUGGAUCCCAAUGUGGAAUGACAGGGUCGAGGUAGGCCCCCCCCCCCCC
This is a messenger RNA of Monopterus albus (swamp eel), 5792 nucleotides long. RefSeq names its product nuclear factor of activated T cells 3a (gene nfatc3a). Gene Ontology annotation, cellular component: transcription regulator complex. Gene Ontology annotation, molecular function: transcription factor binding; DNA-binding transcription factor activity, RNA polymerase II-specific; RNA polymerase II cis-regulatory region sequence-specific DNA binding. The record is from RefSeq and is a predicted model, not a curated record. Gene Ontology annotation, biological process: calcineurin-NFAT signaling cascade; cytokine production; regulation of transcription by RNA polymerase II. The coding region runs from base 1231 to 4503 and encodes 1090 amino acids. The transcript has 11 exons. NCBI's taxonomy places the organism in Eukaryota, Metazoa, Chordata, Actinopteri, Synbranchiformes, Synbranchidae.